UGUUGCCCAUGCUUUCAUCGCAGAGGUUAUGUUUAUUGUUUUGAUAUCCAUUGUCGCAACAAUAUGUGCUUACGACCAACUUCCAUUUCUGGAGACUACCCGCAAGUGCCAUUUCGUCCAUAAAUGUAUUAUUUUAAAUAGAAAAAAUGCUGCCAGAACAAGAAAGUCUGAUUUACAAAAACUUUGUCAGUUUAGUCAAAGACUGUGAUUUAGAACAAGUUAUGCAGAGUCUCUCCAUUAAAGAUCCCUCGGUUACAAAAGUCAUGGAUAAUGUAAAAAUUGAGCAGGACCGUCGCCACAACAACCGUUGCUUUCUUUUUCAACUCCUUAAGGUUAACUCAUCCAGCGUGUUUGAUGAUUUUGUUGAUACUCUUCGCGAAUACAAGUAUGAACAUGUGGCUGAUAAACUCCAAAAUAAACCUGUUGUUAAGCGUCCGCCACAUAUUACAUCUUGCGUUAAACUUCCCGAUAAAUAUGACGAACCCUUACAUACUUACGUGCCGGCAGAACAGCUUAACAUCGAGGUUAAAUAUGCAACGAACUUUUGUGAUAUGGAAGAUUGUUAUAGAACUAGGUCGAAAAAUAGGGGACAAGUUCUCAUUAUUAAUAAUAUUUUGUUUGAUAUGGAUAGCCACCAAAUGAGAAGAGGGGCAGAAGUAGAUGAAAACAAUUUAAAAGAAUUGUUUGAAAAGAUAGGCUUUUCAAUAGAGAUAUACAGGAAUUUACCUGGAGAGGAGAUUAAAAGUGUUACUGAGAAGUUUUCUCAAAAAGAAUAUGAAAAUAAUCCUGACGUAGGCAUUGUGAUAAUAAUGAGCCAUGGCGAAAAAAUUGAUAACAAAACAGUUAUCAUUGGCAGCGAUGGUAAAGGAGUCGAAGAGGAAUGGAUUAUUCGACAGUUCAAUAACCAGACCUGCGCUCUCUUCAGAAAUAAGCCGAAAAUUUUAAUUUUUAAUAUUUGUAGGGGAGAAUUAGUUGAUAAUUUAGCCCAAUUUGCUCAACACACCCAAUGUGAUUCAGCGUGUACCAAAAAGCCUGACAUUGAGGACAAAGACGAGCGUUAUUAUAGUGAUUUGAUAAUUUGCCAUCCGUCUGUUGAAGGUUUUCAGGCCCACAGAGAUACAGUCCGUGGAUGCUGGUACAUCGAACUGAUCUGUAAAGUUUUUAUGGAAAAUUCUGACAAAAUCGAUGUCGAAUCUAUGUUGAAAAUGGUGGAAAGGGGCCUUAAGAGUCGAAUUUCGGAAAAGAUGACGCGCCAGACUUCCACGUUUCUCAAUAUAGCAUUCCGAAAUUGUUAUUUGAAUCCGGGGAUUUACGAAGAAGACGGCGUGGUUAUGAAGUUUAAGCAGUCGCUUUGACGUAGAAUUGUGUUAGUUUAAGUUUCGCAAUAUACUAUUCAAUGACCAUUUAAAUAAAAUUUUAUAUAUAA
Zophobas morio is the source of this 1426-nucleotide messenger RNA. Its product is annotated as caspase-2-like. The record is from RefSeq and is a predicted model, not a curated record. Gene Ontology annotation, molecular function: cysteine-type endopeptidase activity. The transcript is spliced from 4 exons. Lineage: Eukaryota; Metazoa; Arthropoda; Insecta; Coleoptera; Tenebrionidae. Bases 147 to 1355 code for a protein of 402 amino acids. Gene Ontology annotation, biological process: proteolysis.